UAAUUUAAUGUCUCUGACAGAGACUCUCUGUUAAUAUUUGAUUCUAUUGUCCAGUGACAAAAUUUCAUGACUAUAAUGGUACAAGAAAUGACAGUUAUGUUACUGUUACCUGAUUCCAACGGAUAAGUGAACCAACUCAGAAACAAACAACUUUAAUGUAAAGUUAUUUUUAGUAUCAAUUGUUGCUCUCAAUUAGAGUUUUUUUCUUGAUCCUGAUGUUAAACCCGUUUUUUUGUGCUAAACUUAUUCUCUAUCGUUCUUGGUGUUUGCUGGAGUGUUGUGAUGACGAUGGUAACUGUACCUGGCAGUGAUUAGUUUUAUGUGCUGUUGUCAACAUCAAAAUCAAGUUAACAAACCAAUGAACCAUCGAUAGUCAAAUCAAUAGUUUUAUUGGUGAAUAUUUUUUUUAGUUGGUCUAUAGCUCGAUGAUUAAACAAAAUGGACUCUAAAUUUGUGAUUUUUGGCCUAUCCUGUGUUUUCUUUUACUUUUGCAUAUCAAAUGUACUGUGUAAUUCAUGUUCCCCUCCAAAGAAAGAUGAGAAAAUUGUUCCUAAAUCUGGUGAUGGUCAGUGUUCCCCGACUCCUGAACCUCAACACGAAUCAUUUGCUACUCGAUUUGCUGACUGUCCAUUAAGUCCCGAAGUUGGUGAAGGUCCAUAUUUCAUUGAAGAAGAUAUCAUUCGGUCCAAUAUUAUUGAAGAUCGCGAAGGAACAUCUCUCAAUCUUACUUUAAAUCUAAUUGAUUUCGCUACAUGUAAACCAAUUGAAGGAGUAAAAGUUUACAUUUGGCAACCCGAUUACUCAGGCAUUUACUCGGGAUUCAUGGAUAAGCCAAGGAUAAAACGAGAAAAAAUGUAUCCCAAAGAUGCCAGAAGAUUCUUACGAGGAGCUCAAAUAACCGACGACAAUGGUACAGUCUCUUUCGAAACACUAUUCCCAGGACAUUAUCCAGGACGAACACCUCAUAUUCAUUAUCGAGUCCACACUAAAAAUGGAAACGUCGCUCAUAUUGGUCAAAUAUUUUUCGACGAGUCAACAAGUAACAUUAUCCAUUCAACGUUCCCUUACAAUCAAGUUCAAAGUCGACGUUUAAAAAAUGAAGAAGAUGGUGAAUUUAAUUACUUUAACGGGAAAAAGAGUAUAAUCAAUAUUGACCCUAAAUCGUUGACCACAGAUCAACUUGAAGGCUCGUUAAGCUUAGCGAUAAAUCCCCUUCAUCACUCAAAUCUCAUGUGGGGUUAAAUUGUCAAGUUGAAUUAUUCAACAAGACUAUUAAUAUAUUGUUAUUUUUUUCUAAAUCAUUUAUAAUGUUGUCAGUCUAAUCAUCUAAUUACUGUAAUAAUAUAUUUCUGUUAAACAAUUGUAUUGUUAUAUUGUUUUCGCACUAAAUAUUUCAACACUCAUUCAACCAUUGA
Molecule: messenger RNA, 1415 nt
Organism: Panonychus citri (citrus red mite)
Lineage: Eukaryota; Metazoa; Arthropoda; Arachnida; Trombidiformes; Tetranychidae
Exons: 2
Coding region: 439-1242 (267 amino acids)
Molecular function (GO): ferric iron binding; oxidoreductase activity, acting on single donors with incorporation of molecular oxygen, incorporation of two atoms of oxygen
Source: RefSeq, a predicted model, not a curated record